This is a messenger RNA of Ochotona curzoniae (black-lipped pika), 2725 nucleotides long. RefSeq names its product sine oculis binding protein homolog (gene SOBP). Gene Ontology annotation, biological process: animal organ development. Gene Ontology annotation, cellular component: nucleus. The transcript is spliced from 6 exons. Lineage: Eukaryota; Metazoa; Chordata; Mammalia; Lagomorpha; Ochotonidae. The record is from RefSeq and is a predicted model, not a curated record. Bases 38 to 2725 code for a protein of 895 amino acids.
CAGCCAUUUCAUCUCCACAGAAACCAGACACAAAAACAUGGCAGAGAUGGAGAAAGAGGGGAGACCUCCGGAAAAUAAAAGGAGCAGGAAACCGGCCCACCCCGUGAAAAGGGAGAUCAACGAGGAGAUGAAGAACUUUGCAGAAAACACCAUGAAUGAACUCCUUGGCUGGUAUGGCUAUGAUAAGGUUGAAUUAAAAGAUGGUGAAGAUAUUGAAUUCAGGAGCUACCCUACAGAUGGGGAGAGCCGGCAGCACAUUUCUGUUCUCAAAGAAAAUUCUAUGCCAAAACCAAAAUUACCUGAGGACAGUGUUAUUUCGCCAUACAAUAUAAGCACAGGCUAUUCAGGGCUUGCCACUGGAAAUGGACUCAGUGACUCACCUGCAGGGCCCAAGGAUCAUGGCAAUGUGCCCAUUAUCGUACCUUUAAUUCCACCACCUUUUAUAAAGCCACCAGCAGAAGAUGAUGUGUCAAAUGUACAAAUAAUGUGUGCCUGGUGCCAGAAAGUGGGGAUCAAGCGCUAUUCCCUGAGUAUGGGAAGUGAGGUGAAAAGCUUCUGCAGUGAGAAGUGCUUUGCAGCGUGCCGGCGAGCCUACUUCAAGAGAAACAAGGCUAGAGAUGAAGAUGGACAUGCUGAAAAUUUUCCCCAGCAGCACUAUGCUAAGGAAACUCCAAGGCUUGCCUUCAAGAAUAACUGCGAACUACUUGUAUGUGACUGGUGUAAGCACAUAAGACACACAAAAGAAUACCUGGAUUUUGGGGACGGGGAAAGGCGGCUUCAAUUCUGCAGCGCCAAAUGUCUCAAUCAAUACAAAAUGGACAUUUUCUACAAAGAGACACAGGCCAAUCUUCCAGCUGGGCUGUGCGGCACACUGCACCCUCCCCUGGAAAAUAAAGCAGAAGGCUCCGGGGUGCAGCUGCUCACGCCAGACUCUUGGAAUCUCCCGCUCACAGAUGCCCGCAGGAAGGCCCCCUCCCCGGGGGCUGCCGCUGGCCAAAAUCAGGGCCCCGGACCCUCGGCGGCGGCGGCGGCAUCGUCCACCACUGUCUCCCCCUCCGACACUGCCAACUGCUCUGUCACGAAAAUCCCCACGCCAGUGCCCAAGUCUAUCCCCAUCAGCAGCGAGACGCCAAACCUCCCACCUGUCUCCGUCCAGCCUCCGGCGGGCAUCGGGCCUCCACUGGGCGUCCCGCCUCGCAGCCCUCCCAUGGUGAUGACCAACCGCGGCCCGGUGCCGCUGCCCAUCUUCAUGGAGCAGCAGAUCAUGCAGCAGAUCCGCCCGCCCUUCAUCCGCGGGCCCCCACACCACGCCUCCAACCCCAACAGCCCCCUCUCCAACCCCAUGCUGCCGGGCCUCGGCCCCCCGCCGCCUGGCGGCCCCCGCAACCUGGGCCCCACCUCCAGCCCCAUGCACCGGCCCAUGCUGUCCCCUCACAUCCACCCGCCCAGCACGCCCACUCUGCCCGGGAACCCCCCGGGCCUGCUGCCCCCGCCGCCUCCGCCCCCGCCACCGCCGCCGGGCGCGCCCUUGCCCAGUCUUCCCUUCCCGCCGGUGAGCAUGAUGCCAAACGGCCCGAUGCCGGUGCCACAGAUGAUGAACUUCGGGCUGCCUUCGCUCGCCCCGCUGGUGCCACCCCCAACCCUGCUCGUGCCAUACCCAGUGAUCGUGCCCCUGCCAGUGCCCAUCCCUAUCCCCAUCCCCAUCCCCCACGUCAACGACUCCAAGCCCCCCAACGGGUUUUCCAGUAACGGGGAGAACUUCAUUCCGAGCGCCCCUGGCGAUUCCUCGGCGGCGGCGGGGGGCAAGCCGGGCGGACACUCCUUGUCCCCGCGGGACUCCAAGCAGGGCUCGUCCAAGACGUCCGACUCUCCGCCUGGCUGCUCGGGCCAGGCCCUGAGCCUGGCGUCUGCCGAGCCCAGUCGGAGCGAGGUGGUGGACCUGACGCGGCGCGCCACCAGCCCCCCGGGCACGGGUGGCCCGCUAGGCGGUGGCUUCCCGGGCAGUAUGCUGCUGCACGGCCCGCAGGACGGCGUCAUCGACCUGACCGUGGGCCACCGGGCCCGGCUGCACAACGUGAUCCACCGCGCGCUGCACGCGCACGCCAAGGCGGAGCGCGAUCCGGGCGCAGCCGAGCGCAGGACCUGCGGCGGCUGCAGAGACGGCCACUGCAGCCCGCCCGCCGCCGGCGACCCGGGCCCGGGUGCCCCCGCAGGCCCCGAGGCCGCUGCGGCCUGCAACGUUAUCGUGAACGGGACACGCAGCGCACCUGCCGCCGCCGCCACCGAGGGCGCCAAGGGCGCGGAGCCUCCGCCCGAGCAGCCGCCGCCGCCACCGCCACCCCCGCCGCCACCGCCGCCCGCACCCCCCAAGAAGCUGCUGUCGCCCGAAGAGCCGGCCGUGAGCGAGCUGGAGUCGGUGAAGGAGAACAACUGUGCUUCCAACUGCCACCUGGACGGGGAGGCGGCCAAGAAGCUGAUAGGGGAGGAGGCCCUGGCGGGGGGCGACAAAUCAGACCCGAACCUGAAUAACCCCGCGGACGAGGACCACGCCUACGCUCUGCGAAUGCUGCCCAAGACCGGCUGCGUGAUCCAGCCUGUGCCAAAACCCGCCGAGAAGACUGCCAUGGCGCCGUGCGUCAUCUCGCCCAUGCUCAGCGCCGGGCCCGAGGACUUGGAGCCGCCGCUCAAAAGGAGGUGCCUCCGAAUUAGAAAUCAGAAUAAGUAA